Messenger RNA from Vombatus ursinus (common wombat), 11577 nucleotides. RefSeq names its product muskelin 1 (gene MKLN1). Gene Ontology annotation, cellular component: cytoplasm. Bases 11 to 2218 code for a protein of 735 amino acids. The transcript is spliced from 18 exons. The record is from RefSeq and is a predicted model, not a curated record. Gene Ontology annotation, molecular function: protein binding. NCBI's taxonomy places the organism in Eukaryota, Metazoa, Chordata, Mammalia, Diprotodontia, Vombatidae.
AGCUGACAAGAUGGCGGCUGGCGGGGCUGGCGUUGCGGCGCCUGAGAGCCGGCUGCUGCCUUACGCGCUGCACAAGUGGAGCUCCUUCUCCUCCACCUACCUCCCCGAGAAUAUUUUAGUGGAUAAGCCAAAUGACCAAUCUUCACGAUGGUCUUCAGAGAGCAAUUACCCUCCCCAGUACCUGAUUCUCAAGCUUGAAAGGCCUGCUAUAGUCCAGAGUAUCACAUUUGGAAAAUAUGAGAAGACUCAUGUCUGUAAUUUAAAGAAGUUUAAAGUCUUUGGUGGAAUGAAUGAAGAAAAUAUGACAGAGUUGUUAUCCAGUGGCUUAAAGAAUGAUUAUAACAAAGAAACAUUCACCUUGAAGCAUAAAAUCGAUGAACAGAUGUUCCCAUGUCGAUUCAUUAAAAUAGUUCCUCUCUUGUCCUGGGGACCCAGCUUUAACUUUAGCAUCUGGUAUGUUGAACUUAAUGGCAUUGAUGAUCCCGAUGUUGUGCAACCCUGUCUCAACUGGUAUAGCAAGUACCGUGAACAGGAAGCUAUUCGCCUUUGUCUAAAACAUUUCCGUCAGCACAACUACACUGAAGCUUUUGAAUCACUACAGAAAAAAACCAAGAUUGCACUGGAACAUCCCAUGUUAACUGAUCUGCAUGACAAACUGGUGUUGAAGGGUGAUUUUGAUGCUUGUGAAGAGUUGAUUGAAAAAGCUGUAAAUGAUGGUUUGUUCAAUCAGUAUAUCAGUCAACAGGAAUAUAAGCCACGAUGGAGUCAGAUCAUCCCCAAAAGCACCAAAGGUGAUGGAGAAGAUAGCAGACCGGGAAUGAGAGGUGGACAUCAAAUGGUUAUUGAUGUUCAGACAGAGACUGUUUAUUUGUUUGGUGGCUGGGAUGGAACACAAGAUCUGGCUGACUUCUGGGCAUACAGUGUGAAGGAGAACCAAUGGACUUGUAUAUCUAGAGACACUGAGAAAGAGAAUGGACCUAGUGCCAGAUCUUGUCAUAAAAUGUGUAUUGACAUUCAGCGAAGACAGAUCUACACACUGGGACGUUACUUGGAUUCCUCUGUGAGAAAUAGCAAAUCUCUGAAAAGUGACUUCUACCGUUAUGACAUUGACACAAACACAUGGAUGUUGCUAAGUGAGGACACUGCUGCUGAUGGAGGACCCAAGUUGGUGUUUGAUCAUCAGAUGUGUAUGGAUUCUGAAAAACAUAUGAUCUAUACUUUUGGUGGAAGAAUUUUGACUUGUAAUGGCAGUGUAGAUGACAGUAGAGCCAGUGAACCUCAAUUCAGUGGUUUAUUUGCUUUUAACUGCCAAUGUCAAACAUGGAAACUUCUUCGAGAGGAUUCCUGUAAUGCUGGACCUGAGGACAUCCAGUCCCGAAUAGGACACUGCAUGCUUUUCCACUCAAAAAAUCGUUGCUUAUAUGUAUUUGGUGGUCAGCGAUCAAAAACCUACUUGAAUGAUUUCUUCAGUUAUGAUGUAGACAGUGACCAUGUGGACAUCAUAUCAGAUGGCACCAAGAAAGACUCUGGGAUGGUCCCAAUGACGGGUUUUACACAAAGAGCAACCAUUGAUCCAGAACUGAAUGAAAUACACGUUCUGUCUGGACUCAGCAAAGACAAAGAGAAGAGGGAAGAGAAUGUCAGGAACUCCUUCUGGAUUUAUGACAUUGUGAGAAAUAGUUGGUCUUGUGUCUAUAAAAAUGAUCAAGCUGCGAAGGAUAAUCCAAGCAAAAGUCUACAGGAGGAGGAACCAUGCCCAAGAUUCGCCCACCAACUUGUGUAUGAUGAAUUACACAAGGUUCAUUAUUUGUUUGGUGGAAACCCUGGCAAAUCCUGUUCUCCAAAGAUGAGAUUAGAUGACUUCUGGUCACUGAAACUCUGCCGUCCUUCAAAGGAAUACUUGUUGAGGCAUUGUAAAUAUCUCAUAAGGAAACACAGGUUUGAAGAAAAAGCCCAAACUGAUCCUCUUAGUGCUCUGAAAUAUUUGCAGAAUGACCUUUAUGUAACUGUGGAUCAUUCAGACCCAGAGGAAACAAAAGAGUUUCAGCUCCUAGCUUCAGCUUUGUUCAAGUCUGGCUCAGAUUUCACAGCACUAGGCUUUUCGGAUGUGGAUCAUACCUACGCUCAAAGAACUCAGCUCUUUGAUAUCUUAGUAAAUUUCUUUCCAGACAGCAUGACCCCUCCGAAAGGAAACCUGGUCGACCUCAUCACACUAUAAAUGAAGAGUCAUUUGACACACACCUGUGAAGAAAAGAAGUCUACGUUCAGUAUUUGGGAUUUUGACUGUGUUGACUGACAGGUUGCAGUGAUAGAGGACUAUAUCACAUCUUUGAAGGGAUCUCACUGUUUUAAGUUUUGACCCUCUUCCUUCAUACCCUCAGCUCACCACACUUUUCUCACCCUCUUCCUAAAUUAGGCUAAUAAAGUGGAAUUGGUAUUCUUUCCCAUUUAAUUUUUUUUCCUUGGACUUUUAAGAGUUAUUGAAUGUAAAAAAUAAAUUCAGGUAGUUUUCCCUUUUUAUCUUGGGGAGGGAAUGGUUAGGGUAUAUGGGAUAGGCACCUCUUAAGUACUUUUUUUUCUGCAACAGAGAGACUGUUUUGUGUGUCUUAAUGGGUUGUUUUUGGUCCUCAUCCCCCUUUUGCUCCUCCAUCCUAUUCCUCACAUCUCCUUGUAAGCAGCUGUGUCACUUGCUUUACCUCCUGACAUUGUUUGUGGCAAUUAUGUAAUUCUGCAGGUCACUUGGUAUAUGUUAAGGUAAUGUAUGCAUCCGUGUUGACUUGAAUCUUAUAAUUACAUUGUACAAUAUGAGAAAGAACAGAGGGCUCAGCUUCAUACUCUUCUCAACUAGAAAGUGAAACUUUGACCUAGGCACCUGAGUUUUAUGUACAGUAUUAAGAUGCAAGUGUUUUUUGUAGUAUAUGCUGUUGAAAACAUCUGGCUUCUGCUCAUGUGAGCCUUAAACUGGGAAGAAGGAGGUCAAGUUUGAACCAGUUAGAUACUUGAGAAAUAGCCAACAGAGGGGAUAGAGCCUGUCAUUGAGUCCAAGGGCCUCUGGGACGACUUUAGAAUAGGCCUUGCUCUCUCUCCUGUGGAGCACACAGGGCAGCAUCUUCUAUCUGCACCUGUGUGCCCUGCUUCUCCAUGGCUUUUUAUUUGGCCCGGCAGAGCCACACACCCUUUAACUCCUUAUACCUGUUUCUGUGUGUUUGGUUUGUGGAAAGUAGUUUAAAAAAGGCACUUUCUGUCAUUGUCCAGUGGAGUGCAGUUUACGGUCAUUUCCUUAAGUACCCAGACCCAUCUUUUAAAUAGGAGAAAAGAAAUGGUGCAGAAAUAACUUCAUUUAAUGACAUGUAGGUUUUUCUACUUUAAUUUUUUUCAUGCAGUUUUUCACAUGUGGUGCAGUGAGUCAGUGGAGCAUAAUGUCAGAAGCCUGCACUUGGCCUUCUGCUCAUCUUUGGGUAGUAUGUAUGCAGCAUAUGACUUACUAUGCAUGAUUAAAACAGGUUCAACAUAAAAGAAAAGAGAUACAGCUCUUCAGUGUGAGAGUAACCUACAGAAAUUAAGUAUGUCUCUGGGUAGCAGUAUUGGACCUCAAUAAAGAAAAGAAAAAACUCAUCUGUGCUUUCAAAAGGUCUCAUGUAGGAGUAAGAUUUCAAGGUCCUUCUUUAAUCUUUCCUUAACACAUGGUUUUACGUCUCUUGAAAACUAAUAGCAGUACAUUUUCUCUCACUGCUAGGAUUGUAUUUUUUAACCUUUUUUUUUUAAACUUUCUGAAUAUCCCAAUGCAAUCAGAGAUUUAUUAAGCAGUUAGAUAUGCAUCUUAGUUUGUGGAAAAAUUAGUUUAGAUUUUAUUAACCUAAUGGUAACAUAGAUUUUCUGCUAAGUGAUUGUGCAGUUCAUCAUCAAAUUGUGUCUGCAAAAACAACUGGCUUUCCAGUUGAGUAAAUGCAGUUUACUUACACAUUUGAGAAGUUUAAUAAAAAUUCUUUGUACUCCAUGGCGUUUAGAAACAUGGAACUUGGGCUGUGCCAGCAACCAGUUAAUUUCAUUAUGUCCCAUUCAGUCUUGUUUCAGAUGGAGAAAAGGAUUUAAACUUCAUGGUUGCUUUAUUUCUACUGGGUGCUUAAUCUGUAGAGUUCCUAAUGGGAAUUGACUUGUUUCACUUGAGGUAAUGUUGAAUUAUGGCACUUUAGAUGUAUAUCCAAAUGAAAUUCUGCUACCCUCCAUUGCUUACAUUCACAUUGCUGUGGUCCUUUAUCAUAGAAGUCAUCAACUCCUUAUGGGUCCUGUUGUUGGGGAAACUGAGUCCCCAUCCUUAGUGACCUUUUUUUCUUUUUGCAGCUUUUUCCUUAGCACUUUUAAUGGGGGGAAAAUGCAUUUUUCUUAGCUUCAUCUUUUACUGAAUUAUAUUUGGGUUUUAUUCUUUUUCUUUUCUUAUGUAAUUUUUACAUGAUUUUCUUUCAAUGAAGUGGUGGAAUUAAAGUAAAUUGUAAAAUAUGAGACUGUCAGGGAAAGGGACAUUGCUUAGAUGUCAUCAAAAGGUGAUAUUUUUUGUAUCUGUGCUUAGGGGUUUAAUAAUGCCUAAUAAUCUCAGGAAGAUGUGUAGGUCUUCAUUAUGUACAUGAAGCCUGAUUUGAAACCUGCAGGUAUACCUGCCUAAGGGAAUAUGUGUCUGUUUCCCCAAAAGAAUGCUUGUCAUGUUGUAAUUCAAAUAGGGAAGCCAGUUUGUUUUGUAGACAUAACAUUCAGAGUGCCUAACUUCUGUAAAUUACAACUUGGAAAAUCUGAUUCCUUAGUUUAGUGCUUCCAAUAUUGAAAGACCUGCUUUGUAUCCCAUUUAAGGGAAAAGCAUUAGUUAGCAACACUUUUGCUGUAUUCCCAAAAGUGGUGAUCACUUUCUUCCCCAAAUUAAUGUAUGUACCUUUCAGCUCAGUCCCAUUUCUUUUUGCUAUGAAAUAGGUUACUUUCUUCCAGGAACGAAUCAGAUCUCUGAAACUAUUUACAGCUCCUAUUCUUCACGAAAAUUGGUUUUAUUUGCAGACAUACAUCCUAGUCGCACUUGCAGCUUUAUAUAGUGGAGUGACAGAGACCUCAUGUGGCCGGCACGGUUAAUUAAAAGUUGACCUUUUCUUUGGCUGAGCAAAGGUGUUCAGGCUAAUGUACCUACCUCUUCUUGUUAAACGUGACCAUCAGUAUUAAUAUAGGUAUAAACAUGUCAUUUUCUUAAACUGGCUUAGCUUCUAAGCGUAAGGAAACUGUGUCUCAUUAGUAAAGGUGGAUAGGAAGCAUUAAUAUAGUGUUGAUUUUAGAGCACAGCAUGGUGAUUUAUUUAAGCCAUUAAGACUGCAUUCUUGAAUGGUUUUCAUGGGUACUAAAUGUAGAAGGGGAAAAGAAUUAUUGUGUAGACAUUGUAAUCAUUCCAGAAAAUUUCUCCAUCUGCUUUAUAAGGGCCACCUCAGGAUAACUUAGCAGAGAAAAUGCCUUUUCAGAGAAUAGAAAUUUGAAAGAAAAAAAUUUUCAGAAAUUGAGCUAGAAAUUUUUAGAGAAAUUACAUCCAGCACUUAAUCUUAGUAGAGGACUUAAGUGGUUCAUAGGGAAUGUGUUUCUGGUUUAAGAUUGCUGUAUUAUUCUAUCUUGUGAUAGUAGUUACAUAGUGAGUUUAUCCUGUAAUCAUUCUUGUCACCACUUGGGAUCUAUAUGAUAAUUGUAGGUCAUUUAAUUGUAAGUAAUGUGAAGAAUAUUUACAUAAAAGCUGAAUAUUGUAAAUUGAACUUACCUCCAUAGCCAUUUGAACAUUUUUUUCAUACCAACUGAGGAAUGGUUGGUUUCUAAUGAUUCUUUUAGAGAAGAGCACAAAAGUACACACCUACAACUUGGAGAGAUGAUAGCAAUGCCUCUUGCUACAACAGUACACCAUUCUUGACACUUGUUAUCCAUUAAGACUUUUGCAGUUAACCAUACCAGUCCCCCUUAUUUCCUGAGAUUCACAUCAAGAUUCACCUGUUUGGUUCAGUUAUAUCUUUGCUUGAGUGAACUCAGCCCCAUCUUCCACUAGGUAUAAAAUUCCUGGGAAUUUUCACAUUUCCUUCAGCCAAAGGCCUACUUAGUGAUAGAAUGUCAUAAAUAGAGAGAGCCUUCAUAACCUAGAGAGGAAAACUUAGCUAUUAAAGAUCAGACUUCCAUAUCCGCACUAGUUUGGCAGCCUUGUUUCCUUGUGCUUUGGAAAUAAUGGUUUUCUUUAAUAGGCAACUCUCAGUUAUCGGUCUUUGGCUUUAAUCAUUUUGAUUUCCCAUGUUUCUUUAAAGAGACAAAUAACACCAUUGGAAAUUUCAGAUAUGGUUUUUAAUGAUGACAAAAAAAAACAUUUUGAAAGGGAAGUCUAUUUGUCUUAGAUUUUUUUUUUUCUUGAUUUCCUCAGAUCCAUACAAGCUUGACAGCAUUGCCCAGGAGAGUGGAGCUACCUAAAGAGAAAAAAAAAAUAGAAACAAUUGUUCUGAUGAAACAAACAUGCUUCUUUUGUUCCCUUUUUAUUCAGACAUGUGGGGAAAAUGUGUUUAAGAUUUAGGAAUGAUCAAAAAGUGAUAUGGGGGUGGGAUGGGGCUGGUAAUGGUAGAGUUCCCCGGGGCAAGUAAACAUCAGCUUUCAAGACUCUUCUUUUGCUCUAGAUCUUAGUAAUUUGCAUGUUUUAGAUCAGAGGUCAUUGAAACUCAAAUCACAGUGGAGGAUUAUAGUUUCAUCUAUGUUCUUGUUUUUGUGUUUUUCGUGAUGUUUCUUCUAAUCAAACUACCUCUGAGUUUUAGUGUUAGUGGUAUUUUGCCUACCUUUAAUAUUAGCCACAAAAAGAAGUAGACUUGAGAUCUGUGAUUUGAGAACGUGUUUCUUUGUUUUUCUGGUAAGUGUUAAAUGUGAGCAACCCCACAAAUUGCUGUGGAUUAGUUAUCAUAUUCAGAGGUUCACUUUUUGUCUUCUUUAAAAAAUAUGUACCCUUUCACCAAGAGAAUAGGAGUUUUGAUAGUAGAUGAAAUUUUGGGUGACUACAACCUAUUCUUAGCAAAGUAGAUUUUAAAAUCUUCUGAUAAAGAGUCAGUCAGUAUCCCUCAAACUGUGUGCUGUAAAAGCAGUAAAUAAAGGGUACUUCUUCCAAGGGAGAAAUGACAGUGCAUGGUUAUUGUCCUAAGUAAAACCCUCCAGGACUUGAACUGGAACCCAAAAUGAAGAAUGAUGUUAAUACAUCCUCCAUAUUGGAGUAUGUAGUUAUUUGUAAAUAAGAUCUCAGUAUUUCCCCUAAUACUGUCCAGCUUGAUCAAGAAAAAAAAUGCUAAUGUUCUGUUUUUAAAUUUUCCAGACAGCUAUGGUGCUUUUGACAAGAGGUUUUUGUUAUUGAGGAUAAAGAUAAACUUUAAAGAACAAAUAAGUUUGUUUACACACACACACACACACACACACACACACACACAUGCUAGUGACACAGUGCCCCAACCCUCCCCCCCCAUAUGAAUGUUUAAAAUGGUAUCAGAGGCACCAUACGCUUAAGGUAGUGUCUUAUUUGCCAUUUCACAGUUUCGCUUCCAGUGUGUGCUUGGAUUUGUUCAUCCUCCAGUCUAGGUUUUGGACAAGGAAAGAGUAUAGAAUAAGUCUGUAUAGAGUAAGAAAUUUGAAACACAGCAUAAAGUCUAAAUGCAGAACAAGGAGUCAGGAAAUUCCAUGUUUUAGGUUUAAUAUAGGAUACUCUGUAGACAUUGGAGUGCUGUUUGUCCACAUGGCUACAUUAUUGGUAAUAUCAGCACCCUUCCCUGAGCAAGAUGGUGACUGAAAGCAUAUAUGUCGAGUAGUAAUAGAAAUUGAAAAUGUUGAUUUUAUCUCUUCUUCCAGAACACUUUUCCUUGUUAAAAACUUGUUUAUUUUUUGAGUAGUCACUAAAAAGAUAAUUAACCAGUUUAAUUUGGACUGGAAAACAUUGAUAUAAAUUAUGUAGCAGGAUUAAAGAACUCAGACUUCUAAUUUGUGCUGCAGUGUUAUGGAAAGAGGUGAUUAAAAGGAUUUUUUUUUUUUGCCUCCAGGAUGUCAAAUUAAUCCUGUAGUCCUUGGGUAAUGGCAUUUCAUUACUGGUCUGAUGUAUAAAUUUCUUACCUUACACUGAAAUAGCUGUUAGAGAUCUUGAUGGAGAGAUGUGGGUGUGGAUGUGAUGUGGAGUCUUGGUCUGACCUAGGUCGGGGGACUUCUUCUGCUGAACAGUCAUGCAGCCCUUUGCUGAUAGAAAAUAGUAAUAAAACUUUCCUUGCAAAUGUUGGUGUCCCACAGAACUUGCUUGUCUCUGUAGCUCUGUACUGUGGUGAGCUGUGUACCAUCUGGGUUGCUGGCAUUCAUGGCAGUUGGUCUGGAUCUCUGUGCUGUCUGCCACAUAAAUACUAGCCUGACAAUAUCACCAGUCUUCAGUUUCAUUUGAUGCUUAAUGAAUGCGAAUGUCACCAGUCUUCAGUUCCAUUUGAUGCUUAAUGAAUGCCAAAUUAAUUGGCAACAAAGAAAAAGUGUUCUGAUAUACUAAGCAGGCCUGUGUUUAUGAUUAAGGUGGCUGCUCAGAUAGCCAGUCCAAGGCCCCCCCCCAUUUUCAAACAGCUCUCAAAAAAGCAAUUAUUGUGUUUAAUUAUUGGCAUCUGGUUAGCCUUCAUUUUCUAGGUGGAUUAAGGGGUGGGGGGGAGAAUUGUCAUUUCGUGACUACAUAAAACCUAGACUAAAUUUGCUUAGAAUCAAGCUGGUGUCCAUGUUUUAAAAUAAACUAAUCAUACAUAAACUCAGGGUCUUUGUUUAUUUUCUCAUGGAAUAUAUGAAUUCUAGCCUUGGCAUCAGGAUCUUAAGUGAUUUUGGUUUUAACUUUUUCCUUUUAAGGAAAAUUUACACCCAUGUCUGAAAUGUUAAUUGAAAGUCAUAGAACAGAGGUUCUUGACCUUUUUUUCAUCAUGGAGCCCUUCUCAGAAUAAUGAUUUUAAAUACAUAAAAUACAUAGGAUUACAACAGAAAUUUAUUAUGUUGAAAUAGUUAUGAAAGUAUUUCUUUUAAAAAGGUCAUAGACACCAAUACCCUUGUCCAAGAUUGUUAAGGAAAUUUCCUUCCCAGACUCUCCCUUUUUUACCUAUAGAAAACCCAAGAAGGAGCUCUGUCAGUUCUGUGGGAACAUGGACAAUUGUAACAAAGGAUUACCUGAUUUGAUCCAGCUAAGGCCAGAUGCAUAAAUUAGUCACAGUCUCAAGUUAUUUUAUUUAGCUGUUGUCUUAGCUGCAAUUUGUGACUCUCCCUAAAGAAUUUUACAAGAAAUUGCUCCUGCAUUUAACGUAGGCUACCCAGACUCUUGUCCCCAGAAGCCCUGGGAUUGCCUUUUCUUUGUCAGUUUGGUAGUUCAUUGGCACACAUGUGGUGGUGCUCUGAAAGCCCUCAGUAACUCCAGAAGUUGAGUUCACAAGUUGUGUGAUUGCAGAGGCAAUUCUGCUGCCACUUGGUGAUGCUCGGACAUAAUGAAGUGAAUAUAUGACCAUACCUGUCCCAGUUCUUAUGAGAAAGCAGUCCCAUCUGCUUUCGAAAGGCUUAUUGUACUUUUUACUGAAUUGGGAAAGAGGGGGUAAAGCAAAAGAACUCACCUGCUUGUAUCCCUCUGCAGUUUUCCCCCAGACUGAUGCUAUAGCUAUAGCAGUGUAUAUUUCAUUUGACAAUUUGCAAAUGAGUGCCUUGUCAGUUGAAAGCAUGCCAGAGGAAGACAUGAUGAUUUGCUUAUUUUUCUUUCAUGAAAUUCAUCCUGCCCCAGAGAUGUGGUGUUUGUGCUGGUCCUCAAGCCAACUUAUGUUUUUAGGAUGUGUGAGGUGCCUUUUGGAAGGAACUAUUUCAAUAUUAGUGUAUUGCCUCACAUGGAUUAUGCAACCCAAUAGAAAUUUCAAAAUAAUGUUAUAACUUUGAUCCUCUUAACUUAGAAAGCUGCGUGUGUGUUUGAUCAGCUUUCUGUUAAAGGCUUGAUUUUCCUGGAUUUAGUCCUUAUAAUUAAACUCCUUCUCCCUCACCCCAAACCCAUCAGGUCCACUCAAAAGACCAUGAUAAGCAGAGCUUUAUUUUUUCAGAAAAUGAGCAGGAAAGCUGACUUCAAUACUUGGAAUUUUCUCUUUUCUUGACUUUGGCAAGAAUUUUUCAUUCUGGUAUAAAAUGUGAUUGCUGGCAAGUUGGGGGCAUGAUAUGGUAAAACUUUGUCUUUGACUUUGGCUCAAAUUUUUUUUACAGCCAACAGAAAGAAUCUUUAAUGCUUUCAGAUAGAAGUAGAGCUCAUAAGCCACAAAAAUAGAGGCUCAAAAGAGAGAUAGUAUGGCAUCCAUAGCCAGAAACCUUUCUCCAAAAUCUGCUGCUCACCACAUUCCAAAUCAGACACAUAUACUCCUAGCAAUCAGAGCGUACAACUUCUUACUGCUGAAAGUCUUUAAUGACACUUCUUAGUUUUACAUUUCCUUUGACUUUUUAACUACCCUAGAGAUGGUAGAAAGUUUGUGGUAAACUGAUUUUGCAAGAGAACCUUUAUUUUGUGCUCUCAUUAUUAACAUGUGGAGAUUCAUUCAUUGGUGCCUGUUAAGGAUAAAACUUAGGUAUUUUGAAGUUAUUCCCAUUUCUCAAUAGAAAUCUGAAGAAAAUUUUUACUAGUAAAAAAUCACUGUUGGAUAUGAGCUGUCCUGCUCAUGGUAGUGGAUGUUUCAGUUUAACAGGUUAUUCUGCCAAGUGGUUGGGCUUCAAAAUCAGAUAUGCAUUGGCAUAAACAUCUGAGUCAUGUCCUUUUGUAAGAUGGAACUUUUAGAUAGAAACUACCCCUUAUGGCAUUAGAAUUACAGUUGUCUCUUUAAAAAAAAAAAGAGUACUUUUGUCCUCACAGGCUAUGUCAAGAGUUUUUCACUUAGAGAGACAGAGGCUAAAUGAUAUAAAUGAGAAAUGAGCAUGUUGUUAGUGAAAGCUGAUAACUUUCUCAUCUAAGAAAUUUGCGUUGGUGACCUGGGCCUCCUCCCCACAUCCUUAUUAUUAUGGAACUCAUAUCACUGUGGAGAAAAGAAAUGCCACUGUGGUCUGUCUAGAGUGCUCUAAUCCUGCGUCCCUGCACACGUGUGCUCAGGGCUGUGUCCAAGGGUGCCCCAACCAUCAAUGAGAGGCAUGAAGAAGUGGAGAAAAGUCAAAAUAAAUAUGAGGUGGACUUGUACCUGGGAAACAUGUUAGACUUUAGGACACCAGAUUUCAUUCAAUAUCAUUAUCUUCUCUUGCUGAGGUUUUAUGACAUCUGUGCUGGGCUCUUUUCCCCUCCUUCUUACAUCACCAUUCCCCUUCCUCCUCCCCUCUGUUUCCUGGGUUUUUUCUUUUUUUGAUUAGUAGAAUACUUUUUUUUUCUUUGAACACAAGUAAUUUUUUGAUCCCUGGUUUGGUGAAUAUGUGAGCACUACUCUGAAUAAAUAAAUGAGCGAUCUGCUGAACAAUUAAUUGUAGAAUUACGUUGUAUGUAAUGUACAUAUGGAGAAAGAAUGUAUUUUGUUCAUUUUUUCUUAAUAAAAAGUUGUACAUGGGAAA